This is a messenger RNA of Perognathus longimembris pacificus (Pacific pocket mouse), 2688 nucleotides long. It is a transcript of the gene Hcn2, whose product is annotated as hyperpolarization activated cyclic nucleotide gated potassium and sodium channel 2. Gene Ontology annotation, biological process: transmembrane transport; potassium ion transport. Gene Ontology annotation, molecular function: voltage-gated potassium channel activity. The record is from RefSeq and is a predicted model, not a curated record. Lineage: Eukaryota; Metazoa; Chordata; Mammalia; Rodentia; Heteromyidae. Gene Ontology annotation, cellular component: membrane.
AUGGACGCGCGCGGGGGCGGCGGGCGGCCCGGGGAGAGCCCGGGCGCGACCCCCGCGCCGGGGCCGCCGCCGCCGCCCGCGCCCUCUCAAUCUCAGCCGCCGCCCCCGCCACCCCCCGCGCCGCCCCCGGGCCCCGCGCCCGCCCCCCCCCAGCAGCCGCCGCGGACCGAGGCGGCGCCCCCCGAAGCGGCAGAUGAGGGCGGCCCGCGCGCCCGGCUCCGGAGCCGCGACAGCUCUUGCGGGCGCCCCGGCACACCCGGCGCGGCGAGCGCGGCCAAGGGCAGCCCGAAUGGCGAGUGCGGGCGCGGCGAGCCGCAGUGCAGCCCCGCGGGCCCCGAGGGCCCGGCCCGGGGCCCCAAGGUGUCGUUCUCGUGCCGCGGGGCGGCCUCGGGGCCCGUGGCGGCCGCGGGGCCGGCGGAUGAGGCGGGCAGCGAGGAGGCGGGCCCGGCCGGGGAGCCGCGCGGCAGCCAGGCCAGCUUCAUGCAGCGCCAGUUCGGCGCGCUCCUGCAGCCCGGCGUCAACAAGUUCUCGCUGCGGAUGUUCGGCAGCCAGAAGGCGGUGGAGCGAGAGCAGGAGCGCGUGAAGUCGGCGGGGGCCUGGAUCAUCCACCCGUACAGCGACUUCAGGUUCUAUUGGGACUUCACCAUGCUGCUGUUCAUGGUGGGGAACCUCAUCAUCAUCCCGGUGGGCAUCACCUUCUUCAAGGACGAGACCACAGCCCCGUGGAUCGUAUUCAACGUGGUCUCGGACACCUUCUUCCUCAUGGACCUGGUGCUGAACUUCCGCACGGGCAUCGUGAUUGAGGACAACACGGAGAUCAUCCUGGACCCGGAGAAGAUCAAGAAGAAAUACUUGCGCACGUGGUUCGUGGUGGACUUUGUGUCGUCCAUACCGGUGGACUACAUCUUCCUCAUCGUGGAGAAAGGCAUUGACUCUGAGGUCUACAAGACGGCGCGCGCCCUGCGCAUCGUGCGCUUCACCAAGAUCCUCAGCCUCCUGCGGCUGCUGCGCCUGUCCAGGCUCAUCCGCUACAUCCACCAGUGGGAGGAGAUCUUCCACAUGACCUAUGACCUGGCAAGCGCAGUAAUGCGCAUCUGCAACCUCAUCAGCAUGAUGCUGCUGCUGUGCCACUGGGAUGGCUGCCUGCAGUUCCUGGUGCCCAUGCUGCAGGACUUCCCCAGUGACUGCUGGGUGUCCAUCAACAACAUGGUGAACCACUCGUGGAGCGAGCUGUACUCCUUUGCACUCUUCAAGGCCAUGAGCCACAUGCUGUGCAUCGGGUAUGGGCGGCAGGCGCCCGAGAGCAUGACUGACAUCUGGCUCACCAUGCUCAGCAUGAUCGUGGGCGCCACCUGCUACGCCAUGUUCAUCGGCCAUGCCACGGCACUCAUCCAGUCGCUGGAUUCCUCGCGGCGCCAGUACCAGGAGAAGUACAAGCAAGUGGAGCAGUACAUGUCCUUCCACAAGCUGCCCGCCGACUUCCGCCAGAAGAUCCACGACUACUACGAGCACCGCUACCAGGGCAAAAUGUUCGACGAGGACAGCAUCCUGGGCGAGCUGAACGCGCCCCUGCGGGAGGAAAUUGUCAACUUCAACUGCCGGAAGCUGGUGGCCUCUAUGCCACUGUUUGCCAAUGCUGAUCCCAACUUCGUCACGGCCAUGCUGACCAAACUCAAGUUUGAGGUCUUCCAGCCGGGUGACUACAUCAUCCGAGAGGGUACCAUUGGCAAGAAGAUGUACUUCAUCCAGCACGGGGUGGUCAGCGUGCUCACCAAGGGCAACAAGGAGAUGAAGCUGUCGGAUGGCUCCUACUUCGGAGAGAUCUGCCUGCUCACGCGGGGCCGACGCACGGCCAGCGUGCGUGCUGACACCUACUGCCGACUCUACUCGCUGAGCGUAGACAACUUUAAUGAGGUGCUGGAGGAAUACCCCAUGAUGCGGCGCGCCUUCGAGACCGUGGCCAUCGACCGCCUGGAUCGCAUCGGCAAGAAGAACUCCAUCCUAUUGCACAAGGUGCAGCACGACCUCAGCUCGGGCGUGUUCAACAACCAGGAAAACGCCAUCAUCCAGGAGAUUGUCAAGUACGACCGCGAGAUGGUGCAGCAGGCGGAGUUGGGCCAGCGCGUGGGCCUCUUCCCGCCGCCGCCGCCGCCGCAGGUCACCUCGGCCAUCGCUACCCUGCAGCAGGCAGUGGCCAUGAGCUUCUGUCCGCAGGUGGCGCGCCCGCUGGUGGGGCCGCUGGCGCUGGGGUCACCGCGCCUGCUACGCCGCGCGCCCCCGGGGCCCACGCCCAACAUGCCCUCGCCGGGGCCCGCGCCCUCCGCCAGCCCUCCAGGCGCGCCUGCCAGCCCCCGGGCACCGCGGACCUCGCCCUACGGCGGCGCCCCCAGCUCGCCGGCGGGGGGCGACCCGGGGGGCCCCGCGCUCCCCGCACGGCGCCUGAGCCGUGCCUCGCGCCCGCUGUCAGCCUCGCAGCCGUCGCUGCCCCACGGAGCGCCCGGGCCCGGGCCCGGGCCCACGGCCUCGGCACGCCCGGCCAGCAGCUCCACCCCGCGGCUGGGGCCCGCGCCUGCCGCCCGGGUCGCUGCGCCCAGCCCGGACCGCAGGGACUCGGCCUCGCCCGGCGCCACCGCGGGAGGCCUCGACCCGCUGGACUCCGCGCGCUCGCGCCUCUCGUCCAACUUGUGA